AUGCGUGUCUCAGCUCAUCCGGAUCUUGUCUCCGAUCUGAAGGUCUGCAAUGUUCGCUGGUCCGUCAAGGGCCAUGAAUUCGAUAAAUAUCCAGCCAAGCAGCAUGCGCGCAGGGUCGCGAUGAAAUUGGGGGUUUGUAGCGGCCUUAUCUAUCUUGCCGGCACACCAACAAUCAAUUGGGGCGAUUCGGAUCAACCGCAGACCUUCCGACAAAGACGCUACUUCUACUACCUCAGCGGCGUGGAUGAACCCGAUUGCUUUCUGACCUACGAUAUCAAGAAAGACCUGUUGGUUCUCUAUGUUCCCGACUUCGAUUUGCAUCGGGCGAUCUGGAUGGGGCCCACGCUGACCGUCGACGAGGCUCAACGGCGGUUUGAUGUAGACCGAGUUCGCUACCAUACCUCCCUAGACAAUGAUAUCGCGUCCUGGGCCCAAGGGUACAACGACACCGCGCCCGUGUAUGUUCUUCAUACGUCUCAGCAACCCGAAAUACCAGCCACCAAGCUCCAGAUAGACCACGAGCACCUGCUUCCUGCGAUGGAUGCGGCUCGAGUCAUCAAAGACAGCCAUGAAAUCCAACUAAUUCGCCAGGCAAACAUCAUUUCUGGCCUGGCUCAUCGGAAGGUGCUGGAGAAGAUCCACAAGAUGACCAACGAAACACAGAUCGAAGGACUAUUUCUGGCCACAUGUGUGUCUCACGGCGCGAAGAACCAAGCGUACGAGAUUAUUGCUGGCUCGGGUCCCAACGCCGCGACCCUCCACUACAUCAAAAACAAUGAGCCUCUGAAAGGUCGACAGCUGGUCUGUUUAGAUGCGGGGGCGGAGUGGGAGUGCUAUGCGAGCGAUGUCACUCGGACGUUUCCCCUGGGCGCGGAGUGGCCCAGUGAGUAUGCUCGCGACGUUUAUCAAAUUGUAGAGGAGAUGCAAGAGGAAUGUAUCCGGCGCAUCAAACAGGGGGUACGAUUUCGAGACUUACAGCUCCUGGCACACAACAUUGCCAUUCAAGGGUUACAAGCACUGGGCGUACUCAAGCCUGGACCUGUAGAGGAGAUCCGUGAGUCAGGGGCGUCGGCAGUUUUCUUCCCUCACGGACUGGGACACCACGUCGGACUGGAAGUCCACGACGUCUCGGAGAGGCCAAUCACGGCCCAGGGUCAGCGGGCAAGACGCGACCUGGUGCCGCCCACUAGCCUUUCGUUUCCAGUGUUAGAGGAAGGUAUGGUGGUGACGGUCGAGCCCGGCAUCUACUUCUCUCAAUUGGCGCUGGCCAAUGCUCAGAAGCAACCGCUCGCCCGACACAUCAACUUCGUCGAAGCGGUGAAGUACAUCCCAGUCGGUGGAGUGCGGAUCGAGGACGACAUCCUAGUGACGGGGACGGGAUACGAGAAUCUGACGACAGCGCCAAAGGGGAAGGAGAUGCUGGAGAUCAUCCGUCGCGGGAUCGACAAUAGCCGGGGGAGCCAUCAGUCAGUUGUAUCUUGA
This is a messenger RNA of Aspergillus fijiensis CBS 313.89, 1482 nucleotides long. RefSeq names its product aminopeptidase P family protein. The coding region runs from base 1 to 1482 and encodes 493 amino acids. NCBI's taxonomy places the organism in Eukaryota, Fungi, Ascomycota, Eurotiomycetes, Eurotiales, Aspergillaceae. Gene Ontology annotation, molecular function: metalloaminopeptidase activity; manganese ion binding. The transcript has 2 exons. The record is from RefSeq and is a predicted model, not a curated record.